Molecule: messenger RNA, 1834 nt
Organism: Cynara cardunculus var. scolymus (artichoke)
Lineage: Eukaryota; Viridiplantae; Streptophyta; Magnoliopsida; Asterales; Asteraceae
Product: alkane hydroxylase MAH1-like
Exons: 2
Coding region: 1-1515 (504 amino acids)
Molecular function (GO): monooxygenase activity; oxidoreductase activity, acting on paired donors, with incorporation or reduction of molecular oxygen; iron ion binding
Source: RefSeq, a predicted model, not a curated record
AUGGCUUUGCCUUUCGGCUAUUUCGAGCUGAUUCUUGCAGCUUUUUGCUAUCUCUGUAUCUUCGUUUUCCGGCAACGGCACCAAUUUCUCUUCGACUGGCCGUUUGUCGGAAUGCUUCCGGCAUUGGUUAGUCAUGUCGACGUGAUCCACGAACGUUGUGCCGAGAUUCUCCGGUUAACCGGCGGCACUUUCUUGUUCAAAGGACCAUGGUUCAUUAAUAUGAACAUGUUGGCCACCGUGGAUCCGGCAAACGUCCACUACAUCAUGAGCUCCAACUUCGUGAAUUUCCCGAAAGGCGACGAGUUCCGGGGUAUUUUCGAAGUUCUUGGAGACGGGAUCUUCAAUUCGGACUAUGAGUUGUGGCGGAGCCAUCGGAAGAUCACUAGCUGUUUGAUCAAUAAUCAGACGUUUCUACGGUCCGUUGCAAAAACGAACACGGAAAAACAAACGAACGGGUUGAUUCCGGUUCUUGAUUACAUCGCUGCAAACGGGAUCGUCGUAGAUAUGCAAGACGUGUUUCAACGGCUUACGUUCGACACGACUUGCAUGUUUAUAACUGGACACGACCCCGGGUGUUUAUCGGUCGAUUUCAAAGACGUUCCGUUCUCGAGGGCCAUGGACGAAGCCGAAGAAGCCAUUUUUGCACGUCACGUUGUUCCGAAAAUCGUUUGGAAAGUACAAAAAUGGUUAGGGAUCGGGAAGGAAAAGAAACUAAAAGAGGCGUGGAAAACGUUAGACGAUGUGACCACGGGUCUCAUAGCACGAAAACAAAAAGAUCUAAGCGAAGGCGUAUCGUUAGACUCUAACGACAUGUUGACGUCUUUGAUAACCGAUCGUCAAUCUUUCAGCGACGGAAUAAUUAAAAACAACGAUAAGUUCUUAAGAGACACGAUCUUAAAUUUGAUGAUUGCGGGCCGGGACACAACGAGCUCAUCGUUGACGUGGUUUCUCUGGCUCGUUGUGACCCACCCAGAUAUCGGAAAAAAGAUUCGAGACGAGAUGAAUGGGAUUAUUCCCAAAUCGGAAGUCGAAAAAAGGCGAAUUUUCGAAGCCAACGAAAGUAACAAAUUGGUGUAUUUACACGCUGCAUUUUGCGAAGCGUUAAGGUUAUAUCCACCGGUUCCGUUUCAACACAAGGCUCCGGUUCAACCCGAUGUUCUUCCUAGCGGCCAUCGUGUCGAUCCCAAUAUGAAGAUUUUAUUUUCGUUGUACGCCAUGGGGAGAAUGGAAACGAUCUGGGGUGAUGAUAGCUUGGAAUUCAAACCGGAGAGGUGGAUUACUGACAAACAAACAAUACGACAUGAGCCAUCAUACAAGUUCUUGUCCUUCAAUGCUGGUCCACGGACAUGUAUCGGAAAACAUGUAGCCUUCACCCAAAUGAAGGCCGUAGGUGCAACCAUUUUACACAACUACGAGUUUGAAAUGGUCAAAGGUCAUGUUGUAGCUCCUAACGUUUCGAUCAUUCUCUACAUGAAACAUGGCUUGAAGGUUAGGGUUGCACCAAGAUGGCCUUGACCUAGUGUCAGUGGUGGUCGGUUUUUAUAUCAUCAUAUUUACUGUUUUUUGCAACAUAAUUGUCGUUUCUGGCAAAAAAAAGGACAAAAAUAAAUACUUUAUUUUGAAAGAAUUGUUUAUUUCAAGCAAAGUAUGAUGACGGAGAUGGAAAAACAGUCUAAAAUUAUCCGGGUUUAUUGACCAGAAAAGUCAAAAAAAAUUGAUUUGAAAUCAACCACCCGUCAACGUUAGUAAGAUAUUAGGGUUUGGUAAGAGUUAAUGUGUGGAAUCUCUGGAAUAUGUUAUGUAUAAUAACUACGUGUUUAAUGAAAUCAACCUU